This is a messenger RNA of Dermacentor andersoni, 2192 nucleotides long. RefSeq names its product globin-like. NCBI's taxonomy places the organism in Eukaryota, Metazoa, Arthropoda, Arachnida, Ixodida, Ixodidae. Gene Ontology annotation, cellular component: hemoglobin complex; extracellular region. The record is from RefSeq and is a predicted model, not a curated record. Gene Ontology annotation, biological process: oxygen transport. Gene Ontology annotation, molecular function: oxygen binding; heme binding.
GAAAGCGUCACGCUCGGAGCGCGAACCAAUGGAGGCGCCUGCCGCUUCGCUCUCUCCCACCGCGGCAGGCAGCGGUACGGCCGCUGUCCAGGAGGAGGCGGUGGCGUCGUCGUCUGCAUCAUCGCUUCGGCGUCGUCUGCUUCUCCGAUAUAACCCGGGCCCGCGAUCCCGGGCGUUUCAUGGAGUACGCUCGCUCUUGGUACGGGUGGUGGUGUGACGACGAAGACCGGCAGCAUGGGCAGCAUCGUGUCGAGUCAGCAGCAUCUGGACGUGGCCGACCCCAAGACGGGCCUGACGCCCCGCGAGAAAGGGCUCGUGCGUGACACCUGGGCACUGGUGCGCAAGGACGUCAAGGCUAACGCUAUUGCCAUCUUCCUCACGCUGUUUCAACGGCACCCCGAGUACCAGAAGCUGUUCUCCGGCUUCGCGGACGUGCCGCCGGAGGCGCUGUCCACCAACCCUCGCCUCGGCGCGCAUGCCAUGUCGGUGGCGUACGCCAUCACGUCGCUGGUGGACACCCUUGACGACGCUGAGUGCCUGGUGGAGCUGGUGCGCAAGAUCGCCAUCAGCCACACCCGACGGCCGGUCACCGUCACAAACUUCGAGCACACGAUGGCCGUGAUCGUGGACACGCUGAAGGACCGGUUAGGAAGCAAGAUGACGCCGGCGGCCGUGGCGGCCUGGGAGAAGACCCUCAGGCUGGUGGUCACCGUCACCGCGGACGUCUACAAGGAGGCCGGCAAGAACUAGGCCGCACAGCGCUGCCCCUCCUCUCUCGCAUCGGCUCGCAGAAGACGCGAGCAGACGGCGUCGUCACCUCUUGUAUACACUGCUUCAAAGCGCGUGCAGACGCUGGUGGCUUCUUCGCGGUUGCGACCGAGAACGCGAGUCUUGGAUGGUCCACGGAAACGUCACGGUUGCCGAGCUCUUGUGGUUACGCUUAGUAUGCGCAGGGCACGCAUUGUUACGAGGGCGUCGUAGGAUCGAGUGUAUUGUCCCCGCUGGAAGCACGCAUGUGUUAUAUAUAGUCAAAUGGAACAGCCGCGGUGUGAUGGCGGUUUGCCCCGGUCGUUCGCUAUGCCGAGUCUGGCACAAUCGCUUGUCUGAAGGCGUAUUCGGCAAUGGGUCCCGAUAAUGCACACUAACGUGACCGACAUAUGCGCAUCCGACUCGCGAGACUGCGAUGUGAAUAGUACUGCGAUGAACACGGAUGAGGCGCGAGACAUGCAUUCUGUGUGCGCAGUAGCUGUUUCAGAGGUGUCCUCGCUUUCACAGUACAGUUGGUGACGGCCGCUCUUAGCAGCCGCGUAUAGUUCUGGGCGAUUAGGCUUGAAGGUAUUGGAGCUGCUAUAUUGAUGUCACUCAAAGUUACAGAGGCAGUGCACACCUAACUUUAGCACCGUGCAGGCGCCAUGUUGUACGUGUCGUACGUAACCCGGCGCCUCGCUGUGCCGUAACCUACAAUAUACUGGGUGUCCCACGUAACUUGUGGCAAAAUUUAAAUAUAUAUAUACAUUACUAAGUAAUCAACUUCUCUAAUAUUAUAUUCAGAGCAAAAGUGUGAAUGAGAAAUUUGCUGACCAUCCUCGAAAAUUCCCGAUCCAGCUUUUUUUUCUGUUGCUUUAAUACGUGCUACAUAAAAGAUUUUUUUUUUUCGAAGUUUAAAAAAAAGUCCGCAGAACACGAAAAAAUAUCAGACUCCAGAAAAAAAAAAUUCCAGAAAGUCCCAGACUGAUCCCUCAGGACCUAAAUAAAGUUCUUCAUACCAUACCAUACCAUACGAAAAAAUACCGCGCGACUAGUCGCACGUAUUUAAUUAAGCGAAAUACAAAAAAAAAAGAAAACGGAAAGGUCUGACUUGCUCCAAGCGACAGCAAACAGUAUUGCAUCGGUUCUGCCCAGCUACGUGGCACUGGCAUAUUCUUUUCCUUUUUUUUUUUUUCAUUACGGUGUAAGUUACGUGGGGCACAUGGUAUGUGGUUAGCUACUGUGAAAAUUGGUCUGGUUCAUAUCAGCCUUAGGCGUCAAGAAAAGUUUUCAGAAUGUUCAAAUUGGUGCUGAUAUAAUUACCGUAAUUUCAACUCGAGAGCACCGGUUACCUUUAUAACGCGUAAACGAGCACCUUAAUGAAUGUUACCGUGUUCAGAGUGAAUAUAUCUGCGGGUCAAUGAAUAAUAUAUAUAUAUAUAUAU